Messenger RNA from Penicillium psychrosexuale, 237 nucleotides. RefSeq lists its product as uncharacterized. NCBI's taxonomy places the organism in Eukaryota, Fungi, Ascomycota, Eurotiomycetes, Eurotiales, Aspergillaceae. The coding region runs from base 1 to 237 and encodes 78 amino acids. The transcript has a single exon. The record is from RefSeq and is a predicted model, not a curated record.
AUGAAAGAACGAUUGGUUGCCGUACGCUGGCUUUUCGGCGGAAACAGUUCGUACAAAGGCUUCUAUGAACUGCCGAGAAGCAUGAAGUCUCCAUUGGACCGCCUAUUUAUGCGCGGCCUGUCUAUCCUCUCCGAAGAGGGCUUCGAGUUCAGUAACAAUAGGCCAUUCAGACCACUUAAUUCUCCCGCGCAGCGCAUCGGAGAGAUCCCCGAGACCGGUAAGGUGGGAUACCCCUAG